Molecule: messenger RNA, 1926 nt
Organism: Fundulus heteroclitus (mummichog)
Lineage: Eukaryota; Metazoa; Chordata; Actinopteri; Cyprinodontiformes; Fundulidae
Gene: ino80c
Product: INO80 complex subunit C
Exons: 5
Coding region: 123-737 (204 amino acids)
Biological process (GO): chromatin remodeling
Cellular component (GO): Ino80 complex
Source: RefSeq, a predicted model, not a curated record
UUCCACAUCCGGGUUAGGAACUGUUUACAAUGAAGAUGGCAGUGAGCUAAUGUUUGGUUUGUCGAAGGAAAAGUGGAUUCGCACUGGUUUAUUUUGAUCAAGCUGCUCCGCUUUUAGUCAGAAUGGCAUCCCAGACCCCAGCCACGGUGCGGCCGCAGCCGCCGGCCGCCAGCGCGGCGCCUCUCCGGGGGAAGAAGCGUCCAGGCAGUCCGGCGGUUUCAGGCGCUCAGCAGGCGGCAGGGAACAGCAACACCAGCGGCGGCAAAAAGAAGAAACCAACGCUGCCAGCCACGCCGACCACACAGACACAGAUAACUGCAGUUGAACCUGUGGCUGAGAUGAAGACAGUGGCAUCAGUGGACAGCGCUCCAACCACCACGGAGUCUACUGCAAAGCUUCCUCCCUUCAAAGACAACACGUUUAUGCACUCAGGGAUUGGUGGAGCAGCAGCCGGCAAAAAGAACAGGACCUGGAAGAAUCUUAAACAGAUUCUGGCUUUGGAGCGGACGUUGCCCUGGAAGCUCAAUGAUCCCAACUACUACAACAUUGAUGCUCCUCCCUCUUUAAAACCAGCAAAGAAAUACUCGGACAUCUCUGGCCUACCUGCAAACUACACAGAUCCACAGACAAAGCUGCGCUUUACAUCGUCUGAGGAGUUCUCCUACAUCCGUCUGCUCCCCACCGAUGUUGUCACAGGCUACCUGACCCUGCGAAAGGCAACAUGCAUCGUUCCUUGACAGCCGAGCAGAGCUCGAAGCCUGAAAACAGGUUUAGGGCAGUGAUGAUGGACUUUCAUCGAUAGCUGAGGAGGAAAUACGUUGGACGUGGAACCGCAGGAGGUUGCUGUUGAACUUUUGCACUGCAGCUAUGAGGACAGCAAUCUUAUAAAUACAAAAAGGAAGACUUUACUAUACUGUGUUUCAGUCAGUCCUUUGAGAGUUUCAGAAUGGUGUGAAGUCAUUCCAGCAGAAAAUUACCAGCAGACCUGUUUAAUUCAUGAGUGGGACAGAGAGUUUUACAGAUCGAAAAGAGUACAAACGUUAACUUCAAUACUUGAUGUUGUUUUUCCCAGCAAGUACUUCCUAAACCUUGGAAAAUUAUAGUUUGCCCCACAUUCAUUGGGAUCCCCAGCUAGUAGCGUGCUUUAGCAGUUUACUGUCCGAGUUUCUGCAAAGUUUUAUUUACAUUCUGGUGUUUUAAAGACUUUGGAAUGUGAUGCUUUGUAACAAAAAGUAAAAAAAAAAACAAACAGACCCACAGCUUCACAGAUCCUUUGUUAUACUUAAGAGUGGGUGUUGGACACUUUUCCACUUGAUCAUCUUUUGAGUUUACGCCAGACCCAUCUGGAUUGUUUGUUGCUGAAAGUCUUAUCUGACCAAAGCACAUGGUUCCAGUUAAAGUUCAAGUAGAGGCUUGCAAAAUUCACAUGAUUAUGUUUGUGAUGGUAGGACAAAAUAGGCUUUCUGAUGGGAUCCCUCUCAAUAAAAUGACAAGCAUGCAGAUGGCAUCUAAUGAACGUUACAGAGACUUUGUGACUCUGAAGUGUCACCGUUUGCUGCACUUUCAGCUUUCUGAUUGUGGUGAUCUUCAGAGAUUCAUUCUGCCUCCUUGACUAUUCUCCUACCUUUGCAUGUAAACAAUAUGGAUAUGGGUUCUCAUCCAGCCUAGCUGUCACAUGCUGAGAUAAACAAGUCUUUGUCCGUCAUGUUUUUACCCAAAGGAAACAAUCAAAACUUCCUAAAAAAGCUGAUCAACUUAAGAGGUUUGGUAACAGCUUGGUUGCUGACAGUACUGUGGGGCUUUUCAUCUAAAACAUCUGUAGAGCAUACAUUAUUGCAGUGUAUGUAAACCUGUCGGAAUCGCUGGUUUCCUUUCCUAUUGGUUAUGUGCUAAUAAGUUGUUUCUAAAAGUAAAGUUUUUAAUAAA